CUUCCACCUCUAGAAGAAUAGAAAAAAAAGCAAAACUUUAGAUUUUUUAUUGUUGUUAAAAAUCGCUAAUUUGAGAUAAUCAAAGUCACAUAAUCGCUGUCUUAUUUAUAGCUAUACGCUACUUAACUUUUAUUGCACUUGGAAAAUCAGAGCCAGAAUGUCCCAGGGUCCAGGCACUCCAGCGGGCGGUAAUCCCGGCACAUUGCAAGGCUCUGGCGGGGGUGUAAUCUUUAAUAAAGUGUUCAUCCAGAGGGACUAUAGCGAAGGUACCUCAGUAAAAUUCCACACAAGGCUUCCCACAGAAUUGGAUGGUAUGAUUGAACGACAAGUCUUCGAGGCCACAAUCAAUAGGCUAAACGAAUUUUAUGCCGAGGCGGAAGAAGGAUCGUGCGGCACCUAUUGUGAAGGCUGUAUAGGAUGUAUAACAGCAUACUUGAUCUACAUGUGCUCCGAGACACAUUAUGAAAAGACUCUACGUAAGAUAUCGAAAUUUGUUGCUUCCCAAAAUGAGCGCAUUUACAAUCCAAAGGGUCUACAGUUAAUUGAUCCAACAUUUCGUGGUCUUCGCGUCAUAGAGAUUACAAUCUUCGAUCGCCCGGGGCGAACGUGACUUCCGCUUUCGCAUUCGGCCAAUGAGUUUUUCAUGUAAUACACAUCAAGAAGAGUUAGAAAUCCGUUUCAAACAGAGUUUAAUCAAGCAAAAAGUCAAAGCCAUUUUGUGUGUGUCUCCCCUCCCCGGAAUCGGUGUCUGUGUGUGGGUGUAUGCGUGUGCGUGUGUAUGUGGGAUCAGCUAAAAAGCUUUAUAAUCUACAAUAAUGCGUGAGUAUAAGUAUGCGUAUGUUCAAUUUAAAUUUGCAACUUACAAUUACUUAUCUCACUAGCUCGACGCGUUUUUUGGUGGGGCAAGCGACUUAGUCAUAAGUAUUAAAUGUGCUGGAUAAACAUACAUGCCUACAUACGUAUAGAUAUUUAUAUAGCUAUAUCGUUGAUGUAUUUAGUCAUACACACACACACAUUAACAUAAUUACAAGUUAUUACAAUUACAAUUAGCAAAGGCAGGGUUACAUACAUACAUACAUAAAUAGUUACACCAAGUUAGUUAUUAAGUAAAUAAGUGAAACUGCAUUUUCAGCUUAACCGCAUACUGUCAUACAUUGAUUGUAUACACAUUUUCAUAUGUUAUUGUUCUCUUUUUAUAUUACAACUAGAUUUGUUUACAUUUUUAUUUUUUAAUUGUCUAUUAAAAUGUUUUUUGUCUAA
This is a messenger RNA of Drosophila willistoni, 1260 nucleotides long. RefSeq names its product golgin subfamily A member 7. Gene Ontology annotation, biological process: protein targeting to membrane; peptidyl-L-cysteine S-palmitoylation. The transcript is spliced from 4 exons. Gene Ontology annotation, cellular component: palmitoyltransferase complex. NCBI's taxonomy places the organism in Eukaryota, Metazoa, Arthropoda, Insecta, Diptera, Drosophilidae. Bases 158 to 610 code for a protein of 150 amino acids. The record is from RefSeq and is a predicted model, not a curated record.